Molecule: messenger RNA, 495 nt
Organism: Olea europaea var. sylvestris
Lineage: Eukaryota; Viridiplantae; Streptophyta; Magnoliopsida; Lamiales; Oleaceae
Exons: 2
Coding region: 1-495 (164 amino acids)
Source: RefSeq, a predicted model, not a curated record
AUGAGGUUAUUGAAUUUGUGUAAGUGUGCAUUGCAGAACUUGAGAGAGAAUGGUUGGGAUACUUUGCUCAGUAGGGUGAUUGAGUUUUGUGUUGAUAGACAUAUUUUAGUGCCUAAUAUGGAGGAUAUUGUAGUGGUGAAAGACUCAAUCUUGCAAGAGUUGAAUGAUCGAUUUUCAGAAACAACUACUGAGCUCUUUACUUGCAUUUCAUGUUUAAGUCCAAAAGAUUUGGAUAAAUUGCUACGUCUUGCUCAGUUCUGUCCUUUGGACUUCAAUAGUGAAGAACUUUUACUAUUUAGACCUCAACUUGAUAAGUUUCUUUUGCUUGUGAGAAUGGAAAAAGCUUUCUUUAAUCUCAAUAGUAUAUCCUGUGUAGCUCAGAAGUUGAUUGAAACUAGAAGUUCCUAUUAUUUUCCAUUGGUUUAUAGGCUGCUCACCUUGGCUUUGAUAUUACCUGUGGCAACUGCAAGUGUUGAAAGGUAUUUUCUGCUAUGA